AUGGAUCUACCAACAUGUGCUACUCAAGUCUCCAGAUUACAAUUCAGACACGUGCUCCGCUCGACCUUCGUUCUUGCCCCAACUAUCUCAUCGACGCACACCCCACAGCGACGACCGAGACAUAAACCCUCCGAGACGCUCCAUCAACGCCGGCAGACUCACACACGACGAAAUGUCUCUUCAACAGCAUUUGACCUUCAUUCCAACCCUCAACCUGAGUCCCACCCUGUCGAAAUGGCGCUCCUGAGGCCCUUGUCUUGUCUUCCACUCUCCACAUUGAUCCGCUCAUAUACCAUCACUUCGGUCUCUUCAGUGCCAUUUCUUCUGAAUCCGUCUCUCAAAUUCCUUACAUUCCUCACGCGUACCAAGAACCCCUUCCUUGAUCCCGACCGCAAUCCCGUUCUCCACUUCCUACUGAAGAAAACGUUCUACGCCCAGUUCUGCGCAGGCGAGACUCCAGCAGAGGCCAGAAAGACCAUCGAGGAUUUGAAAGAUACAGGAUAUGAAGGGGUAAUCCUCGGGCAUGCCAGGGAGGUGGUUCUUUCCAAAGAAGAGGCUGAAGGAUUGGAAGUUUUGGAAGAUGAUGGUUCAGAAACGGCAAUCAAUACCCAGGAAAUCAACGAGUGGAAACAGAACCUUGUCGAAACCAUCGCCCUUUCACAGAAAGGCGAUUUUGUCGCUUUGAAAUUCACGGGUGCUGGAAGACAGGCACUUAAACACCUGAAAGCCACAAUUGCCUGCGCUCCUGAAUUCGAAAUGGCUGUUCACGAGAUUUGCCAGAGUGCUGAACAGAAAGGCGUCAAGCUGCUGUUUGAUGCUGAACAGACCACUCUUCAAGAAGGCAUUGAUAAUUGGACCAUGUACUUUGCCAAAAUAUACAACAAGGAAAGGGCACUAGUACAUGGCACUUAUCAAGCCUAUGCUCGAAAAACCCCCCAGGUCUUGGCCAGACAUCUGAACAUGGCUCUUGAAAACGACUUUGUAUUGGGUAUCAAGUUGGUUCGGGGUGCUUAUUUGGGCAGCGAUCCGCGAGAUUUGUUUUGGUCGACGAUUGAAGAAACGCACCAGUGUUACGACUCUCUUGCUCGAAGCGUGAUACAGAGCAAGUAUGGCAAGAUGUUGACUCCUGUUGAGGGAGGUUCUGCAACCUUUCCCCGUGUUGGUCUUGUUCUCGCCACACACAAUGCAGAAUCAGUCAGAUUGGCCGGCCAGCUCCGUGAUUUGCAGGCCCAGCGUGGCGAGGCACGAAUCGAAUUGGCUUAUGGUCAACUGAUGGGAAUGGCGGAUAAUGUCAGUUGCCAGGUUGUACAAACCGCCAGGGCACGAAGCAGAUACCAAUCUACUGGCGAGCAAGCCAAUGUGGAGGUGCCAAAGGCAUACAAAUAUCUGGUCUGGGGAUCGAUGGGUGAGUGUAUGAAAUAUCUUCUCCGUCGAGCUCAUGAGAAUCGGGACGCUGUUACCAGGACGGUAGAGGCCCGGCAAGCACUAGGGCGGGAGUUGGGCAGCAGAUUGCUGUUCUGGCGCAACUAA
Messenger RNA from Exophiala bonariae, 1530 nucleotides. RefSeq lists its product as uncharacterized. The record is from RefSeq and is a predicted model, not a curated record. Gene Ontology annotation, cellular component: mitochondrion. Lineage: Eukaryota; Fungi; Ascomycota; Eurotiomycetes; Chaetothyriales; Herpotrichiellaceae. The coding region runs from base 1 to 1530 and encodes 509 amino acids. Gene Ontology annotation, molecular function: proline dehydrogenase activity; FAD binding. The transcript has a single exon.